CACUCUCGAGGUGGUGGUGCACGCUGUAGGGCCAGCUUGCUAGCUUACUUGUUUUACGCUUCUAGGGACCCCGGUGGCGAUGGAUCCCUGCUCAUUUUCAUCUAUCGCCACGCGCAGUCUUAUCCGCGCGGCUGUCGCUUGCUGUCGUUAGAUUUGUUCGCCACGUUCGCUAAAAGUCGUUCGUUAUCGCCGGUAUCGUUUCCUCUGCCAUUCCUUCGGCGAGUAUCAGACGAUCACUUCGACGAUGCUUCCCUGCCGCGCGCUCUCCUCCUGCGCGCGUCUUCAAAUGUCCCUCAUUUCGCACGUCGCCGUGCGACUCUCUACGACCAGCUGGCGACCAUCUCUUUCACCGAUCCCAACCGAUCCGCACCUUUCGUCCAGUUUCCCUCGGCGAAUCAGCACGCGUCUCUCGCCAACAACCGCAGCAGCAGCGGCGACGGGUCGACCGAGCGGCAGCAGCUCAACCGGUUCUAGCGCCGCCGCUUCAGGCGACUCCAAGAAAGGUACCAGCAGCAUCAGCAGCAGCAGCAGCAGCAGCAGCAGGGCUUCCCGUGUUAGAUCCGCUGCCGGCCUGAAGUCGCAGGGGUUUACCCCCGCUUCCCCCGACUCGCAUGCUGCCGCGGCUAAGCCGCCCACCCGCCGGCGAACGCGGACGGCUGCUGCCGGUGCUGCUGCUUCCGACGUGCCUGUAGCAGACGUGCCAGUAGCGGGCGCCAGUGCUGCUACCGCGGAAGACGCACCUGUAACGGGCCCCGCAGCAGCAUCCGCGGAAGCACCCGCGGAAGUAAGCGCGGGGGCAGAGUCAGAAGGGAAAGGGGAAGAGUCGCGGGGGGCGCGGGGCGACGGGGCGAUCCACGUGAUUACGGGGCCGAUGUUCGCGGGGAAGACGACGGCGCUUCUAACGCGGAUGCAGGAGGAGAUGGGAAGAGGCAGGCGCGUGCUGCUGGUGAAGUCCCGCAUCGACACGCGCUACGCCAAGGACGCAGUGGUGUCGCACGACGGGGCGGCCAUGGCAUGCCUGUCGGUGAAGUCGCUGCAGGAAGUGCUGGAAGACGGGCCGCAUAGAGAGGCGUACGACCAGGCGUUGGUGAUCGGUGUGGACGAGGCGCAGUUCAUUCACGGGCUGGUGGACUUCUCGUUGCGGGCGGCAGACUAUGAUGGCAAGACACUGUUCAUCGCGGGGCUGGACGGCGACUUCCGGAGAAAACGCUUUGGUGAGUUGUUGGAUCUGAUUCCACACGCCGACUCCGUGACAAAGCUCGCCGCCCGGUGCGAGAUGUGCGGGCGGCCGGCUUCUUUCACACUGCGCAAGACGCAGGAGACUAAGACACGGCUGGUGGGCGGUGCGGAGACGUACAUGCCGGUGUGCCGCACACAUUAUCUCAGCGGGAAAAGCGUUGUAGACUUGACAAGAGAAAUAGGGGCUAAGCUUGACUCGACUAAGCAUGACUAGACAUACCAGUGGCACAAUGCAGCACAGCAUUGUGAUGCUUGGGGCAUGGCUUUUCGUGAUGCUGAGGCGACUGGUGCAUUCAAGGCUGACACAUUAGGGAUACUAAGGGCGAGUUCCUACAGCCUCGUGUCAGACUAACCUCGCGUCACACUCGUCAUUUUGCCUGAAGCGCUGCCCAGUCUCACCAUCCUCGCGUCAGACUUGGGUGCAUGUGCCAAGCAUCGCAAAAUGUUUGGGAUGCCACGUGCUUAUGUUUCACUCGCAA
Closterium sp. NIES-67 is the source of this 1718-nucleotide messenger RNA. The record is from the annotation of a GenBank genome assembly. Lineage: Eukaryota; Viridiplantae; Streptophyta; Zygnematophyceae; Desmidiales; Closteriaceae.